AUGGCAGCUGGUACCCCACAGAAGAGGAACCGUAGUUCUACUGGCACUGACAGUUCCUCCUUAGACUUUGAGACUCCUGUGAAAAAAAAGAUGAUAGGCUUUUCUGAAGGUCUGUCUCCACUCAAGAAACCAAGAAAUAAUUUGUCUGCUUCUGAAAUACAAUGGUCCUCUAGGUCCAGCGACGAGAUGAAAGAAAACCAGGCUGUCCCGGUGAGGCCAGUGCUCUCAAGGAGGCUGGAUAUUUCACCCCUUCAGGCAGCCAGUGUUCCCACAGCUGUGCAGAGCGAGUCCUCAAGGAAAUCAUCCCCAAAAACUGCUUCCUCGUACAAGCUCUUUGUGCCUGUGGUGUCUUUUUAUAGCAAGGAAAAGCGCUACCUUACUCCUUACGAGAGGAAAGAGCUGAACGAGCACCGCCCUUUGGGUGAGAGGAACAGGGAUGAAGAUCUCCCAGCUGCCAACAGAACUGAGAAGAUAAACAUGAGCUUGAGCAGGAAUACAAGCUUGAAGCCACCCAAGCAUACAACAAAAUCCAAGCAUGGCAAAACUGUCCCCAAAGCUCUUAAGAAGGUAAAGCAAGAGACACCAGCAGAAAAAUCCAGUGUGGAGAAGGAGCAUGUGAAUUCCCUAGUUAAAAAGAAGAUGGAUUCACCCUUCAGAGUCCUAAGCAUGACAGUUAAACCAGCCCUGAAACUCCAGCUGGGAGCAGCUUUCUUCAAUGCUGGGAAGAAAUCGCACUCUAAAAAGCCAGUUAUGGACACCAAGUCUCCCCUGUCUCAUCCCAAAUCUCUGCAAGAAAACAACCAGCCCAGACCACCAACAGCUACAAAGUCCAAUUCAGCUGAUGGAAACAAAAUUGCUGAGGCAGGUGGUACAUUGAGAAGUAUUUCUGUGCCUCAGAAGGAGGAAAAUGAAAACAGGGAGGACUCUACAAGCUAUGUAAAUAAAGAGAGAGAUGCAGCAUGUGGUGGAAAAGCAUCUCUCUGGAGAAGCAGAAGCACUUCUGGUCCAUCUUGUGCUUCCAGGUCUGCAGUUGAAGAAGAGAGCAAUGCAGAGAACGUGGUUAACCAGAAACAUGGAGUGUUUGAAAAGGGAACUCAGCAACUUCCUUACUACAAACUGAGCGCAGACCAAGAUGCUGAUGAAAUCAGUUCUACAGCCUGUGAGUCGGAUGAUGGCAUUAUUCCUUCAAGCCAGUCUCCACAGAAGGUGAAUAAGCAAGCAUCUCCUUCAAAGGCUGUCGUCUACCCGAUAUUCAGCUCACCUCUAACCAGCAAGAAAAGGACACAGGCUGCGCUGGAUGAAGCGACUCCUCCGUUUGGGUCCAGCCCACCUGCACAAACGCCUCACACAUCGCAGAAAAACAAGAAGGCAAAAGAACUCUGCAGGCACUCCAGAGACCAGAUGAUCAUAGAUGCUGGUCAGAAGCAUUUUGGGGCUGUAGUUUGCAAGUCGUGCGGCAUGAUCUACACAGCUGCUAGCCCGGAGGAUGAAGCCCAGCACAUCCAGCACCACAAGAGAUUCCUCGAGGGCCUCCGAUAUGUGGGUUGGAAGAAAGAACGGGUUGUGGCAGAGUUCUGGGAUGGGAAAGUUGUAUUGAUUCUUCCAGAUGACCCAAAAUAUGCCGUCAAGAAGGCAGAAGAUGUGCGAGAAAUUGUUGAUAACGAAUUGGGAUUUAAACAAGUUUCUUUGAGGUGCCCAGCCAAGACUAAAAUAUACUUGUUUGUGGCCAAUGAGAAGUUGAUUGUUGGGUGCUUAGUGGCUGAAUCCAUCAAGCAG
Nestor notabilis (Kea) is the source of this 1776-nucleotide messenger RNA. It is a transcript of the gene ESCO2, whose product is annotated as establishment of sister chromatid cohesion N-acetyltransferase 2. The record is from RefSeq and is a predicted model, not a curated record. The transcript is spliced from 9 exons. Lineage: Eukaryota; Metazoa; Chordata; Aves; Psittaciformes; Psittacidae. Gene Ontology annotation, molecular function: protein-lysine-acetyltransferase activity. The annotation marks the transcript as partial. Gene Ontology annotation, cellular component: chromatin; nucleus. Gene Ontology annotation, biological process: mitotic sister chromatid cohesion.